Messenger RNA from Magnusiomyces paraingens, 1722 nucleotides. RefSeq lists its product as uncharacterized. The transcript has a single exon. Bases 1 to 1722 code for a protein of 573 amino acids. The record is from RefSeq and is a predicted model, not a curated record. NCBI's taxonomy places the organism in Eukaryota, Fungi, Ascomycota, Dipodascomycetes, Dipodascales, Dipodascaceae.
AUGGAAACCAGCGACAUUACGCCAGCAGAGCUUGUGCUGCUCCGCAAGCUGCGCGUGCUGCAAUCACGCAUUGACCAUCGCCAUCACCAUCAUUCCAACGACCAGGCUCCCAGCACUGAGCCCUACUCGUAUGCCCGGUUCUGUGCAGACCUUGACGUGUCAGACACCUACGUGCUAAGGCUGCUGGAUUUGCUUGUGUGCGAGACGGAGUCCAGUGCGCGUGAGCGCGGAGCUGCAGAAACAGAGCCUAGGAACCCGGCCAAAGAAACGCGCGACGAGCAGGUACGUCAAAGUCAAGAACACGGGACACCAGGAGUUUAUCCUGCAGAUGAAGUUUUGGAUCCACGCGCGGCACCGGCGCAAUAUUCCGCGCGAAUCCACUACGAGUAUGAAACGCGGCGGAGUGAAUUCGGAGGUAAUGACUGGCCUUCAGGUGGCUGGCAGGCAAAUGACGGGUACAGUGCAGAGCUUGAUGAUGAGGACCAGGCGUACUUUUUGACACGGUCGCCGGUUCCGGCGGGUAUUUCAGAUUAUUCAGCGGUGGCGGGUAUUUCCCCACUUUUGUCAGCAGCAACACUAGGAACCACAGGAGCAGUAGCAACAACAGCAAGUGUGGAAGGAGCAAGAGCAACAUCAGCGGCGGCUGAGGCAGAUGCAGCGGCAGCGGCAACCACGGGUGGACUUAAAGUUCAGAGAAAAAGUAGCGGUAAUGUACAGGAAUGCGGGCGCGGCAAAGUUUGUAUGGAUUCAAGUGCUAGGCGGGUAUGUGGAACAAGGUUUGGGCGGGAGGGCGAAGAGGAGGAAUUAGAAGAAGAAGCAGAGGCAGACGAAGAAGAAGAAGAAGAAGAUUUGGAUCAAGACACGGAUUUGAGCGCCAUUUCGCUGGACCAGAGAAGCUACAGCCGGCAAAGUUCAGUAGCAACUGGGUCCAGGAAAGUAUCUUUUUCCAUAGCCGCAGGAAACCAGUCACCGGGUCCACAUUCCUUGUUAGCAUCGCCAGCCUCCAUAAAUUCACCUGCGGCUCUCUCUUUAGCUUCGUUUCAGCUGGGAUCGCCGCACACACGCUCUUACGCUUUACCAAGUAGCGCUCUCUCAACUUCCUCGAUUGUUCGGGUCGCCACCACCGUGAGCUCGAUUUCGUCGCCGGAUCUUUGGUCACCGUCACUAGACUCUGAGUCACCACCUGAUUCCCCCGUCAUUACGUACUACCCAGGAACUGCAGCUGCAGCUGCAACUACAACUACAACUACAACUGGAAACAGGCCAGCAGCAUCUAUGGCAUCCUUUUUGUCCCAGAACCAACAUCGUGGAACAGGUGCCCAGGGACCUUACGCCGAACCCGUGCCGUACCACCGCAGAGGCCCUUCUUCGUUUUCUUCAACCUCGUCGUCUUCAGUUUCGUCCGCAUCAGCGUCAGUAUCAAUAUCAGCAUCUACAUCUACAGCUACAACUGCAGCUGCAGCUGCAACAACAACAACGGCAACAGCAGUACGAUCGAGUACUGCCGCACGAUCUGCUGGACAUCAUAACCAGCACCACACGUUUGGAACGUCACCAGGGUCGUUGACUACAGAUACACACCCUUGGAUCGAGUCCAAUACGUAUGAACAGGAGCUGGUUGUGUCGCGGCGCGGGUCAAUGUGGGACGCGUAUGAUGACCCAUCACUUGAAGGGCUAGUUGUACAAGAGAUUAAUGGAGUUCAGUUGGUUGAGGAUGUUUAA